This is a messenger RNA of Acanthochromis polyacanthus (spiny chromis), 2197 nucleotides long. Its product is annotated as integrator complex subunit 8-like. The transcript is spliced from 12 exons. Lineage: Eukaryota; Metazoa; Chordata; Actinopteri; Pomacentridae. The record is from RefSeq and is a predicted model, not a curated record. Gene Ontology annotation, biological process: snRNA 3'-end processing. Gene Ontology annotation, cellular component: membrane; integrator complex. The coding region runs from base 23 to 1543 and encodes 506 amino acids.
GUGACCUGAACGCAGCAUAAACAUGCGCAGACAUGGCGUUUCGUGCGUCUCCUUGGCGACGGAGUGGAACCGGAAUGAUGGAGGAGCGAUGGAGAGGCGCAGAAUGAAUUAUGGAAGGAUGAGUGCUGAAGCAGCCGACCGGGUGGCUGCUGUGACCAGCGGUCGGCCCAGUACGCCUCUGCAGACGUCCUGGUUUGAGUUCCUCCUGGACGGCAGCCUGCUGGAGAAACACCUGCGGAAAUCAAAUGCAGACCCGACUCCGGUGCAGCUGAUCGUCCAGUUCCUGGAGCAGGCGUCCAAACCGUCGGUGAACGAGCAGAAUCAGGUUCAGCCUCCAGCAGACAACCGCAGGAACCGAACGCUGAAGCUGCUGGCGCUGAAGGUCGCCGCACACAUGAAGUGGGACCUGGAUUCACUGGAGAAAGGACUGACCAUCCCAGUGUUGAACAUGCUGCUGAAUGAGCUGCUGUGUGUCAGCAAAGUGCCUCCAGGUGUGAAACAUGUGGAUCUGGAUCUGUCCACUCUGCCUCCGACCACCGCCAUGGCAGUGAUCAUCUACAACCGCUGGGCCAUCAGAACCAUCGUGCUGAGCAGCUUUCCAGAGAAACAAACCAAACCAGGACCUCAUCAGAUAAACAUGUUAAAUAUCGUGCAGCAGGAGAAAGAAAUGACAGAAAACAUCCUGACUGUGCUGAAGGAGCAGGCGACCGACUCCAUCACCGUCCUGGAAGGAGCUCUGCAGCUGAAGAAGGACUUCUACGUCCACACUCUGAGGACUCUGGACCUGCUGGCCGCUGACGCUGCCGCUAACGGAGAAACCGAAUCCUCCACAGCCGGGCUUCGAAUCAGCGCCGAUGACCUGCACUGUCAGGUGCAUUAUGAUCUGGGAGGUAUUUUCUUCCAACAAGGCUGCACCGACCAGCCAACCUAUGAGAAGGCCAGAGAUCACUUCAGACAGACCAAGGAGCUCUUGAAGAAGGUAGUUAGACUCGAUUUCAACCCGUCCAACGUCCACCUGGACGAGAAGCGUCUGGCCGGUUACUGGAACGCCUGCAGAGCUCUGACCGGAGACUGCGACCCCCAGACGACCCCCUACGACCAGAUCAACAGCCUGAUCCGAGCCCACAACCACCAGGCCGUCAUGGAAGCCUUCAUCAAAGACAACGUGUCCCGCAGUUUACCGAACCACUUCAGACGCUCGGUUCUCAGAGAGUUCUUGUACAAAGUCCAGCAGGGGGAGUCCGGUCUGGAUGAAGUUUGUCAUCAACUUUGUGUCUGUAACGCCGUGAGAGACGCUCUGGAAGGAGAAAUCCUCAGCAUUCGUUUCCAGCAGCUGCUCCUCAAGCCUAGUAAACGGAUCGUGGACUUCAUCUUAGAGGUGGUCUACGAUAAAGGAGAGAUCUACUCGUUCUCCAAGCACGGACGUUUUUGGCACGAGAUAAAGAUGAACUACUCUCCGUACACGAACUACUUCACCCGAGUCUUCUGGAAUCGCUCGUAUCACGUCUACAAAGUGAACUCCGUCAUCUCCUUCCAGUACUGACGGCAGAUCGGACUCCUCUCGUAUUUAAGAUCUCAUCCACAGUUGGACACUCUGGGCUUCUGCAAGCGUCUCGUCACUGUUACGUCGAAGCCGCACGUUCAGCAGGGAUCGGCUGAGGACGCCGCACCGACCUCCACGUGCCGAAGUCGAAACACGCCAUAUUAAUCACUGUACUGUACUUUUAUAAGCCAUGCGUUACUGUCAAUGUUACUGUGAGGCAUUUAAUGAAGGGGGGGUGGAUGAGAGUCGUCUGUGGUCACUUUGUGCAGAAGCUGCUCAGAUUUAAACAAACAGCGGUCGUAUUUUCAGUCAUCUAUAUCUCAACAAUUGUCAUGAAAUUUACUACAAAUAGCACCGAAGGAGUUCCAUUAUCUGCUCACAUUUCCUCCAGAGUGGUUGACAUUUGUAUUAAAAUGUCUUUAGUGGACAGUUAGAGGAAAAACAAACGGAAGCUGUGGGGAAAGAGAUGAUCUGUACUGGCUGGGAAUUAAAACUUCUGAUUAGGAACCCUAAAAGACAUGGGUCAUCGGGUCGCCUUAUGGUGAAACAUUAUGACAAAUAUUGAACAGAUAGCCAUGAAAUUUUUGUACACGCAUUUGCAUUGACGAGCCAUAACAUUAAAACCACCGAAAUAACAUUUAUUCUUCAUUCUGA